This is a messenger RNA of Penicillium concentricum, 477 nucleotides long. RefSeq names its product SCF ubiquitin ligase subunit skpA (gene skpA). NCBI's taxonomy places the organism in Eukaryota, Fungi, Ascomycota, Eurotiomycetes, Eurotiales, Aspergillaceae. The transcript has 4 exons. Gene Ontology annotation, biological process: mitotic cell cycle; SCF-dependent proteasomal ubiquitin-dependent protein catabolic process. Gene Ontology annotation, cellular component: cytoplasm; nucleus. The coding region runs from base 1 to 477 and encodes 158 amino acids. Gene Ontology annotation, molecular function: cullin family protein binding. The record is from RefSeq and is a predicted model, not a curated record.
AUGAGCGCCAUCACCCUUACCAGCUCCGAUGGAGUGGAUAUCUCUGUUGAGCGUACCACUGCUGAGCGCUCCGUCUUGAUCAAGAACAUGCUUGAGGAUCUUGGCGACUCUGGAGAGGCUAUUCCCAUCCCCAACGUUAACGAGGCCGUUCUCAAGAAGGUCAUCGAGUGGUGCGAACACCACAAGAAUGACCCUCCCAGCGCCAGCGAUGACGACGACAACCGUCGCAAGACCACCGACAUUGAUGAGUGGGAUCAGAAGUUCAUGCAGGUGGAUCAGGAGAUGCUCUUCGAGAUCAUCCUCGCCGCCAACUACUUGGAUAUUAAGGCUCUCCUUGACGUCGGCUGCAAGACCGUCGCCAACAUGAUCAAGGGCAAGUCCCCAGAGGAGAUCCGCAAGACCUUCAACAUUCAAAACGACUUCACUCCCGAGGAGGAAGAUCAGAUCCGCCGCGAGAACGAGUGGGCUGAGGAGUAA